Salvia splendens (bonfire salvia) is the source of this 1188-nucleotide messenger RNA. RefSeq lists its product as uncharacterized. NCBI's taxonomy places the organism in Eukaryota, Viridiplantae, Streptophyta, Magnoliopsida, Lamiales, Lamiaceae. Gene Ontology annotation, cellular component: RNA polymerase I complex. The record is from RefSeq and is a predicted model, not a curated record. Bases 93 to 782 code for a protein of 229 amino acids. The transcript has 7 exons. Gene Ontology annotation, biological process: transcription elongation by RNA polymerase I; DNA-templated transcription initiation.
UUAGGGUUCUUCCAAAACCCUAAACCCAAACUAGUACCAAUUGAACCCAAUUUCCUCUACAAAGCUCGUGAUUCUCGUUGAUAUUCAAUUCAAUGGCGGGACUGGAAGAGUGCGAGGCGAAUUUGAUAGUUUACCUUCACCCCUCCAAGGAAAAUUGCGCUAGAGACGCCAUUCUCAGUGAGCUUAGCACUCUGCUAUUCACGUAUAAUGAGACUGUUGGUGGAGUGGUAUUGGCAUAUGAUCCGAGCAUUCUUUCUAAUUUGGCAAAAAUUGUGCCCGGAACUUUUCCAUGUUUUGGCGUGCAAUUAAAGGCUAAGCUGUUGCUUUUCAAUCCGAAGCCCGACAUGGUUUUAGAGGGGGAGGUGGUUAAACUCACUCCUAAUUCGAUUCAUGCUGUGGUUCUUGGUUUCUCUUCUGCUGUAAUAGCAGAUGACGAUAUUCGUGAUGAAUUCAAGUAUAAAAUUAAAGGCGGAGAAGAAGUGUAUGUUAGUCGAACACACAGGAAACAUAAGAUAAAAGUUGGGACCAUUGUACGUUUUUCCAUGAAGAGCUUUGAUGAAGAGAUACUUCACAUAUCAGGGUCUUUGCUUGCUCCCCAUAUAGGAGGUGUUCGAUGGUUGGAUAAAAACUUAGAAGAAUGGUCUCGAGCUGACAGUACUGCUACAAAGAGGAACACCGGCGAUAGGAAAUUAGAGAAUUAUACAUUGACGACCUAUGAAACAUCUGUGAAAUCUGAUGAGCAGAUUGAGAAAUCAAAGAAAAAAAGAAGACAACAUACUUGAAGUUUAAUGGAAAGACAGACAUGCAUGAUUCAAAUACUUAGAUACGCUUUGAUGAGAGAAAAGCAUCCCAAUGGACGUCCUUGCCGCCAUAUAAUUUUCUGAAUGAAGACAAGUGAUCAUCAUACCGGGUUUGAUCAUCAUCGUCUAUCCUUGGGUCCAAUGUAGAUUCUUUCAUCUUUCCAUAAGUAUUAGACCUUUGUCAAUCAAUGUCGGCUGUAGCAUUGCUAAGCUACUAAGAUUACGUUUUUGGCAUUGAUGGUGCAUCAUAUAUUAGGUCAAAGGUCUUUUGAUUUUUCAAUUGAUUGUGUAAUUUGUAAUUGCAGUUUUAAGAGAAUCGUGCAAAAUGUAAUACCAUUACUGCUUGUCGUAUACGAAAUCCGAAAUGAAUAUCCACUUUCCUCUGUAA